AUGUCACAAUUUGAGGGUUUUAAAGAUUCAUAUAAUGAUAAUUCUAUACCAAAUAUAAAUAUAAAUCAACAACAAGAAAAUAAUUUAGAUAAUUUGUUGUCUGGCUCAUUAGACAUCAAAAAACAAUUAUCACAAUCAUUUAGUUCUCAUCAACCACAACAUUCAACUCAUGGUAUUUAUAAACCUCACUCUCGAAGAAAUUCCACAUAUGUUAAAUCCCAUGAGAAUUCAGAUAAUGAAGAAGAAACAGAAGAGAAUAAAGCUGAAGAUGAUGAAAAAGAUACUGGAAAUGAAAGAAAACGAAGAGACAAUAUAAAUGAAAAAAUUCAAGAAUUGUUAAUUUUAAUCCCAUCUGAAUUCUUUGAUAAGGAGCCAAAGAAGUCAGUUAAGAAAGAGAAAUCACCGGAUGAUGAAGAGAAAAUCACUGGUACGAAGGAUGGUAAACCUAACAAGGGUCAAAUUUUAACUAAAUCCGUUGAAUAUUUACAAUACCUUCAAAACAUAAUUGACGAAAAUAAUAGAAAGGAAGUUGAGUUAAUUAUAAAGUUGAAAAACUUAGAAUUGAAAGUAAAGCAAAACAAUGGUGAACAAGUUCAAAAUAUUCCAAUAAGAGUCGGUUAUACUUCUGCCGAGAAAGCUUUAGGUAAGAUUGGUGUUGGUCCUUGUUCUGAAAAUUAUUUUAGAAAUGUUUUGGUCAAUUCUGCUAAUGCAAGUAAAAGCGGUAGAAGAGGAAGUACAUUAUAA
Insectozyma verbasci is the source of this 744-nucleotide messenger RNA. The record is from the annotation of a GenBank genome assembly. Lineage: Eukaryota; Fungi; Ascomycota; Pichiomycetes; Serinales; Debaryomycetaceae.